This is a messenger RNA of Meloidogyne enterolobii, 825 nucleotides long. NCBI's taxonomy places the organism in Eukaryota, Metazoa, Nematoda, Chromadorea, Rhabditida, Meloidogynidae. The record is from the annotation of a GenBank genome assembly.
AUGAGAUGGCGUGCAAGACAUAUUCUUGAUUAUUUUCUUUACGAACAAUGGUACAAAACUAAUAUAUCUGAUAAUAAAAAAGAUGGAAUUGACAAAAUAAAAAUUGUUUGGGAAAUAAUUUUUGAAAAUUAUUUGGAAGGAAAUAACUUUCUAAAAGAAUUUGUUUUGAAUUUUAGAGAACUUGAAGAAGAGGAAAUAGAAGAUGAAUUAGAGGAAUUAUUUCUUAAUCCAUAUGGCUAUGCAGAUGAAAAUUAUGAUAUUCAUUUAAAAUAUUUAUUUAUAAUGAAGGAAUGUACUGAAAAUAUUUUAAAAACAAAUGAAUUAAAUGAAGAAAAUAAAAUUUUAGAAUAUUUUAAAAAAUGUGUAAAUGAGGAAAUAUUAAAAGAAAAUAAAAUUGAAGAAAAUGAGAAAAAUUUACGUUUGCAAAAAAUUAUUGAAAAAUUGACUAAUUCGAAUAAAGAUGAUGCUUUGUUUGAAAAUUACAAAAUAAGUGCUAAAAAUAUGAAGAAAAAAAUUAAUUCAGCUAAAGGUAAAAUUAAGUUGUUCUCGAUAUAAUUAACACGAAGGGGCCAAAGAAAAAAUUUUGUUAUUUUGAGAGAUUCGUUAAGUCGAGGGGUUAUUAGUUAAUAAUUUAAAUUAAUUAUUUAAUAUGUAGAUAAUGAAAUUAGAGACAUGUAUGGUAUUAAUAAAAGCCAAUUGCUUGAAAAAAUACAAAAUAAAAAUUCGAAAGAAAGUGGAAAGACUGAAAUAAAAGUGAAUGAAAUCUUGGUAGUGUUUAUAUUUCCAUAAAUUUUUCAUCUUCUUUCCAAUCCUCACACAAAAUAA